This is a messenger RNA of Triticum urartu, 1776 nucleotides long. RefSeq names its product ATP synthase subunit beta, mitochondrial. Gene Ontology annotation, molecular function: ATP hydrolysis activity; ATP binding; proton-transporting ATP synthase activity, rotational mechanism. The record is from RefSeq and is a predicted model, not a curated record. Gene Ontology annotation, cellular component: proton-transporting ATP synthase complex. Lineage: Eukaryota; Viridiplantae; Streptophyta; Magnoliopsida; Poales; Poaceae. Gene Ontology annotation, biological process: proton motive force-driven mitochondrial ATP synthesis; proton transmembrane transport.
CCGAGGCCCCCGCCGAGAAGCUGCCCCCCACCUCCGACAAGUACGUCGGUGCCAAGAUCACCGACGAGUUCACCGGCGCCGGCUCCAUCGGCCAGGUCUGCCAGGUCAUCGGCGCCGUCGUCGACGUGCGCUUCGACGAGGGCCUCCCGCCCAUCCUCACCGCGCUCGAGGUGCUCGACAACAGCAUCCGCCUCGUGCUCGAGGUGGCGCAGCAUCUCGGCGAGAACGUCGUGCGCACCAUCGCCAUGGACGGGACCGAGGGGCUCGUGCGCGGCCAGAAAGUCCUCAACACCGGAUCCCCCAUCACUGUGCCUGUUGGGAGGGCCACCCUUGGACGUAUCAUUAACGUUAUUGGUGAGCCAAUUGACCACAAGGGUGACAUAAAGACACACGACUUCCUUCCUAUUCAUCGUGAGGCCCCUGCUUUUGUUGAGCAAGCCACAGAGCAGCAAAUUCUUGUUACUGGAAUUAAGGUCGUGGAUUUGCUUGCACCUUACCAAAGGGGUGGCAAAAUUGGUCUCUUCGGUGGUGCAGGAGUGGGUAAAACUGUUCUUAUUAUGGAGUUGAUCAACAAUGUUGCCAAGGCCCAUGGUGGUUUCUCUGUUUUCGCUGGUGUCGGAGAACGUACCCGUGAAGGUAAUGACUUGUACAGGGAAAUGAUUGAAAGUGGUGUCAUUAAGCUUGAUGAGAAGCAGGCUGAGAGCAAGUGUGCUCUUGUCUACGGGCAAAUGAACGAGCCCCCGGGUGCUCGUGCUCGUGUUGGUCUGACUGGUUUGACUGUUGCUGAACAUUUCCGUGACGCUGAAGGACAAGAUGUGCUCUUGUUUAUUGACAACAUUUUCCGUUUCACCCAGGCAAACUCUGAGGUGUCUGCUCUCCUUGGACGUAUUCCAUCUGCUGUGGGAUACCAACCAACUCUUGCCACCGAUCUUGGAGGACUGCAAGAGCGGAUUACGACGACAAAGAAGGGUUCUAUUACAUCUGUCCAGGCUAUUUAUGUGCCUGCUGAUGAUUUGACGGAUCCUGCUCCUGCUACCACCUUUGCCCAUCUUGACGCUACUACUGUGUUGUCACGACAGAUUUCUGAGCUGGGCAUUUACCCUGCUGUCGAUCCUUUGGACUCGACAUCAAGAAUGCUUUCUCCCCACGUUCUGGGUGUGGAUCACUACAACACUGCCCGUGGUGUCCAGAAGGUUCUUCAGAACUACAAGAAUCUUCAGGAUAUCAUUGCCAUUUUGGGUAUGGAUGAGCUCAGUGAAGAUGAUAAGAUGACGGUUGCUCGUGCAAGGAAGAUCCAGAAGUUCCUGAGCCAGCCUUUCCACGUUGCUGAAGUUUUCACUGGUGCUCCAGGGAAGUACGUGGAUCUUAAGGAGGGUGUUCAAAGUUUCCAGGGUGUUUUGGACGGCAAGUACGACGACAUCUCGGAGCAUGCGUUCUACAUGGUUGGAGGCAUCGAUGAAGUCAUCGCCAAGGCAGAGAAGAUCGCCAGCGAGAAUGCUUGAUGACAAGGUGUUGCCACCGCCCUGUACAAGUUAAUUUUUUUGGGAUUUCAGCUGUUCGCCCGAGACUUGCUCACGAGCAGGAGUGUGCCAGCUCCUGCUGAGGGAUCCUUGUUUUUGUUCGUUUUUACUCCAAUUUACCCGUAAUAAGCAACUGCAGUGACAUUGGUUUAGUCUGCACAACAGCAACACUACUCUUGGCUUGGAAAACACUUGUGCCCUUUGUAAUGCAGAUCCGACAGAUCAUGAAUUGGUUUAGUUUAUUGUUGUUGGCGAA